Centruroides sculpturatus (bark scorpion) is the source of this 651-nucleotide messenger RNA. RefSeq lists its product as uncharacterized. The record is from RefSeq and is a predicted model, not a curated record. The transcript is spliced from 5 exons. Bases 1 to 651 code for a protein of 216 amino acids. NCBI's taxonomy places the organism in Eukaryota, Metazoa, Arthropoda, Arachnida, Scorpiones, Buthidae.
AUGAAACUUACUGAAAAAGCGAAUUUAUCGUCGUCAUGUGUAAAAAGUGGAGUCACGUUUAUGAGAGAUUUAACACAGUUGAAAGAAUGGCCGUUACAAAUGCUGGAUUCUAUGGGAAAACCUUCAGCUGGUAUGUUAGGUAUAACUCCAUGGAUCAGGGGCGAUUAUGAUCAGUGCCUGAACAUUGAUAGUGGACGCAGUGGACUCAAGAAUUCUAAAAAUAUUAAUGGAAAAUGGCCGAAGUAUGGAAAAAUUAUCACACUGAUGUUAGUUGUGGCAGGAGUUUUAUCACACAUUAUUAAUACAACUAUAUACAAAGUUCACAUAAUAUUUGGUUACUCUGUUGAUUAUAGAAAACUUACGAAUUAUCUGAAUUACAAUUACGGGAGACCUUACUAUACACAUCUUAAUUCAUUUUUUACUGGAUUUUUAUUUGGAUUCAUUAUGUUGAAGAAAAAAGAAAUUAAAUUUGGUUAUAAAACACUUCUGGUAUUUUGGAUUGGAAGUAUUGUAUUGAUAAUGCUGGCAAUAUUUGGAUUGCACGAUUAUAAAAGAGAAACGUUACCAAACGACACUAUAGUGUAUUUACAUCAUACGUUAUCUCCAUUUGCUUUUACUGUGGCUACCGCAUGNCCCACUUUGUUUAAAUAA